Molecule: messenger RNA, 2327 nt
Organism: Miniopterus natalensis
Lineage: Eukaryota; Metazoa; Chordata; Mammalia; Chiroptera; Miniopteridae
Source: RefSeq, a predicted model, not a curated record
AGGGCAGGGGCGGGGCGGAGGCUGUGGAACCGCUAGGCCGGGCCGGGCUGGGCCGAGCCGAGCCGAGCGCGAGAGCUCCCGGCGCCGACACCGAGCCCGAGCCCCAGCCCCGGGUCCGCCGCCAUGCGCUGGAUCCGCGCGCUGCUGAAGAACGCGUCCCUGGCUGGGGCGCCCAAGUACAUCGAGCACUUCAGCAAGUUCUCCCCGUCCCCGCUGUCCAUGAAGCAGUUUCUGGACUUCGGGUCCAGUAAUGCCUGUGAGAAAACCUCAUUCACCUUCCUCAGGCAGGAGCUGCCUGUGCGCCUGGCCAACAUCAUGAAAGAGAUCAACCUGCUUCCUGACCGGGUGCUGAGCACACCCUCGGUGCAGCUGGUACAGAGCUGGUAUGUCCAGAGUCUCCUGGACAUCAUGGAGUUCCUGGACAAGGACCCAGAGGACCAUCGUACCCUGAGCCUGUUCACCGAGGCCCUGGUCACCAUCCGGAACCGCCACAACGACGUGGUGCCCACCAUGGCACAGGGCGUGCUUGAGUACAAGGACACCUAUGGCGACGACCCCGUGUCCAACCAGAACAUCCAGUACUUCCUGGACCGCUUCUACCUCAGCCGCAUCUCCAUCCGCAUGCUCAUCAACCAGCACACCCUGAUCUUUGACGGCAGCACCAACCCAGCCCACCCCAAACACAUUGGCAGCAUUGACCCCAACUGCUGCGUCUCUGACGUGGUGAAAGAUGCGUAUGACAUGGCCAAGCUCCUGUGUGACAAGUAUUACAUGGCCUCACCUGACCUGGAGAUCCAGGAGAUCAAUGCAUCCAACUCCAAACAGCCAAUUCACAUGGUCUAUGUCCCCUCCCACCUCUACCACAUGCUCUUUGAACUCUUCAAGAAUGCCAUGAGAGCGACGGUGGAAAGCCAUGAAUCUAGCCUUGUUCUCCCACCUAUCAAGAUCAUGGUGGCCUUGGGCGAGGAAGAUCUGUCCAUCAAAAUGAGUGACCGAGGUGGGGGUGUCCCCUUGAGGAAGAUUGAACAACUCUUCAGCUACAUGUACUCCACAGCACCCACCCCCCAGCCUGGCACCGGGGGAACCCCACUGGCUGGCUUCGGGUACGGACUCCCCAUUUCCCGCCUCUAUGCCAAGUACUUCCAGGGGGACCUGCAGCUCUUCUCCAUGGAGGGCUUUGGGACCGACGCUGUCAUCUAUCUCAAGGCCCUGUCCACGGACUCAGUGGAGCGCCUGCCAGUCUACAACAAGUCAGCCUGGCGCCACUACCAGACUAUCCAGGAGGCCGGCGACUGGUGUGUGCCCAGCACGGAGCCCAAGAACACGUCCACAUACCGUGUCAGUUAGGGGCUACCCCACUGUUCUGUACCUGAGAGGAUGGACUGCUUGCUGUCUUUGGGACUGGCCCCCACGGUUACCCUCCUCAUCCCCUGCCCUCCAGGUGGGGAGACUCUCCCUGAUGACCAGCUUCCGUCUCUAUGGAAAUCCCUGCGGUGACCAGUUGGUGGUGGCCCCUAAGUGCAAAUCUCUGUCUUUAUAGAGAUUCUGUGGAGGUGGUCUCCCCAGUGUUCAAUCUCUGUGGGUGAUCCCUGAGGAUUGGGGGAUGUCUCCACCCUGCUGGGGUAUCCCAGAAAUACGUUCCCAUGGCAGUCCUCUUCUCUGAGACCAGAGCUGCCAUUUUUCUGCCAGGGGUCCUGGGUCCCCCUCACUGCCCUCCACAGCCUGGCCUUCCAAACAGAUGCCCCUGCUUGCCUUAUACCCUUAGUCUGCCAAGGCACCCCAGCCCUAGUCCCGAGUCAGCAUUAGGAAAGGACUUGGUGCCCCCAGAUCAAGGUGGUAGGUGAGGAAAGGGGUGGACUCCUGGGUGGGUACCUGGUCUGGCAGCCUCUCCCUCCACUCUGAGCUUCAGGUCAACGUUAGGAGGAAGGGAGUUACCAGGACCUCACCCCUAAAGUUUACCUCUAGAGUGGAGGAAUCUGGGAGGACCCUGAGGUACUCGCCCAGCCAGGCUGCUCGAAGCCCUGCAGGCGGCCCAGCAGUGUUUCUGCCACCUCCCAAGCCCUUCCCCGCAUGUCCUCACAUGCACACACCCACCCGCCCACUUCACACCCACACCGUCGCCUGAGCUUCAGCUCCCAGCUCCCACUGUACACGGACAUGUGUGCUUGGGGUGGCUUUCUCCCUAGAAUGCUGUGUGUACAUAGCUAGUUUUAUAGCCCUGAAUAUCCCCAUCCUCCCCCCUAGCACACGGGAGGUUAAAGUUGUGUGCUUCUCCCAGUGGCUGUGAUGGUGACAGUGACAUCCACAGUAAAGAGAUCCAAUGAGAA